GUGUCGAUGGUCACACCUGUAACAGAGUGACGUACACAGACAGAAGCAUCUGCGCCGCCGAAGGCUCAUCCGUGGACGUUUCUUCCACAUACAACAGUUAUGAAGAUGAAGUUGAAUCAAAAUUUUGGUUCAGUCCUGAACGCAGAAAUCAGUGGAAGAAUCCUUCACAACCUGAGGACCUGAGUGAAGACUGGCAGUACGCAGGUCGAGUUCAGGUCUUUGAGACGGCGAGAGGACGCUCCACUCUGAGAAUCUCUGAUCUGAGACAGAGCGAUGCAGCCCAGUAUCACUUCAAAUUCAAAACACCACGCUUUGAAUGGAGGAGUGAUUUACCUGGAACAACUCUGACUGUCACAGGUCUGCAGGUGCAGGUGAUCAGAAAAACAGUCCGUCCGUCUCAUACCGAGGCGCAGCUGUUGUGUCAGAACAGCUGCAGUCCGCCUGGUCAUUUUUCCUUCGUCUGGUUCAAGAACGGACAGAGAAUUAUGGCAGAGGAAACUUCUACAUAUACAGACAGUUUCUAUCCCAGAGACAACAUCUCCUGUGCUCUUAAAGGACACGAGGAUGCCCGCUCUCUUUCGCUGAAUGCUCCCAAGGUUCCUUCUGUGUCAGUGAGUCCACCUGGUGAAAUCACGGAGGGCAGCUCAGUGACGUUGACCUGUGACGCGAACACGGCAGCUAACUACACCUGGUACGAGAAAAACCUCAAACUGCUCAGUAAAAAACAGCAGCUUGUCUUCAGCUCCAUCCAGAUCUCUGACUCUGGAGAGUAUUACUGCACAGCUGAGGACGAGCUCGGGGCGACAACAUCUGAAUCCAUCUUUAUCGAUGUGAAAUAUGCUCCAGUUGUUCUCUCUGUGUCAGUGAGUCCCUCUGCUGAGAUAGAGGAGGGCAGCUCAGUGACUCUGACCUGCAGCAGUGACGCUAACCCAGCAGCUAACUACACCUGGUACAAGGAGAACCAAACACUGGUUCAGGGACCAGACGGCAUUCAUCAUGUCACCUCCAUCAGGUCUGAGGACAGCGGGAUCUACCACUGCAAGUCUGAGAAUCCACAUGGACAGAUCAACUCUGCGUCUGUAUUCAUAGAUGUUCAGU
Messenger RNA from Plectropomus leopardus (leopard coralgrouper), 1098 nucleotides. The record is from RefSeq and is a predicted model, not a curated record. Lineage: Eukaryota; Metazoa; Chordata; Actinopteri; Perciformes; Serranidae.